AAGUACCGUCCAAAGAAGCAACAGCCGCACAUCAUACAAGAAGAAACCUUCGUAGGGAGGACUACACAGCUACACAGAGUUUAAAGAGAGGGGUCGUACAAAGAGGAGGUGUAGCGUGUGUGUGCGGAAGAAGUGGUAGCGCGAGCACAUUCAAUUCGGGCCUUCGUGGCGGACAUUUUUUUUCCGUACAAUUCGCGUACGCGGUCAAGUUCCUGUUCCUGCUGAUCACCGGAAGGGAGUUCGGGACUCGAGGUGGACCGCGAAUUGAUGACGACUGCAGCAGCAUCAGCAACUCCGGCACUAGUAACAGGGCGGUAAUUGGAAUCGCGCCUCGUCCGGACGAUGAAAAUCGAUAACAACGUCAUCGCGCCCCAAGAUUGCUGAAACAAAUGCUGACCAACGACGUCUGACUGGUGCACGCGGGAUUCCUCGAAGGCUUUCGGUGUGCGAACAGCCAAGUUAUGUACACAGUUCAGUCGAAACACAAACAGCAACAGCAUGUAGCAGGACAGCAUCAGCAGCAGCAGCAGCAGCAGGGUGGCAAAGUUAGGUUAACCAAUAUGGAACAACACAACAAAAAGACUGGUGAGGCGUAUGGACUGAAUGGCGGCGGCGGCGUCAGCGGAAGCGCAAGUACAAAUCAAAUGGCUAGUUACGGUGGCGGCAGCGGCAGCCGGAAACCCUCGGUCGGCUCGGACCUGUCCAGCGAGGACUACGAGGAGGUGAAGCCGGACAUCAAGGUCAGCUCGCACCUGCUGGACCAUGGGUACGGGUUCGGCGUUACGCCGCAGUACCAACAGCAGCAGCAGCAGCCGAGCCAUCAACACCACCACCACAACCGUAGUAGUGGCGGCGGCGGUAGCAAUAGUUAUAGCAGUAGUAGUCAACAACACAGUAGUAGUUAUCACCACCAUCACAGCCCGUCGGUGACGGCGGGAGGUUCGCCGGCGGCGGCGUCGUCCUCGUCCUCGCACCACAGCAGCCGGAGCAAACCGACGACGCCCAGCCGGACCCCCGGCAGCCAACAGCACAAAAGUGCCAGCGGGGACCCGCAAAUUACCAACUACUUCAAGGCCGUUAAACGCAGACCGCAGUCCAGCCUGUCGCCGACGCCGACCAAAAUGGCCAAACACUCGGCGGCGUCCUCGGCCGGCAGUGCGACGAAAGCCCAGCCCAGCUCGACCUGCUCCACGCCGACGUCUUCGGUGUCGUCGUCGUCGUCCAAGAAGCGGUACUCGGAGGGAACGAGGUACGACACCUCGCUCGGGCUGCUGACGAAAAAGUUCAUCGACCUGCUGAAGGAGUCGCCGGAGGGCGUGGUCGACCUGAACAUCGCCUCCACCAAGCUGAACGUACAAAAGCGCCGCAUCUACGACAUCACGAACGUGCUCGAGGGCAUCGGCAUCCUAGAGAAAAAGUCCAAAAACAACAUCCAGUGGAAGCUCGGCAACUCGCUGUGCAAUAUCGAGAAGAACGACCGGAUACAGCGCGACCGGUACCUGCUCGAGCAGAAGGAGAACCUGCUCGACCGGUUGAUCGUGGAGAUGCGCAGCACGACGGAGACGGACAUGGCGGCGAACAAGCACGCGUACGUCACCUGCCAGGACCUGAACUCGAUCGACCUGUUCAAGGAGCAGAUCAUCGUGGUGAUCAAGGCCCCACCGGAGGCUAAAUUGGUGCUACCCGACGUGCAACAGCCGCGGGAAAUCUUCCUCAAGUCGGAAAAGGGCGAGAUCGACGUGUUUCUGUGUCCGGAAUCUUCGGAGAACUCGCCGAACGGCGGCUUCAGCAGUGCAAGCUACGCGGGUAGCUUACCUGGCGGCAGCAGUUCAUUCGGCGGCAAGGGCAGCAGCAGGUCUGGGCCCGACCCGCUGCUGGAGGACAUCGUGCCGCUGUUGUCACCGUUCAGCGAAAAGCUGUUCAGUCCCCGGAACAAACUCAGAGGAGGCUUAACGAAAGCGUAUAGCACGGCGCAGCGCAAUCUGAACAAGACGCUGUUCGGUGAAACCGCCGGGGACGUGACCGGCGUCAAGGUGGAACCCGAGCCCAACGUGCUGGACUCGUUGGCCGCCGCCGAACAAUCCACGGCCCCGAUGUCCGUGCUAACGCAGAAGGAGCUGGACCUGCUGGAAGUGUCCUCCCCCACGCCAUCGGCCAAAACCAGCCUCGAUUUCUUCUCCGUCGCCACCAUCAAGCAGGAACGGUUAGACCCGACCGACCAGAUGGACGCGGUGGCCGCCACCGUGGCCCGGUUGCUCCCCAAGCUGAGUCCGGAAAUGGUGGUCGCGAAGCUGACGGAGCAAACGCUGAACGGUGGCGCCGCGGACGGCAACUCGUCGUCGGCGUCCUCGCUCAAGGGACUCAGUGCAAAGUCGACGCCGGUGAACGUGCGCGAGCGGAACGCCAUGAUGGCCGUGUUCGGCAACUGCAGUCCCUUCAACCUGUCCGAAGUGCCCGAGAUGGACGCGUUCAUGCCGCUGGAACCGCUGGACAACGACUACAACUUCUCGCUGGACCACACCGAGGGCGUCUUCGAGCUGUUUGAUUUUAACUUUUAGUUUAAAGUUUACACGAGAGACGGAGAGAGGAUGCUAAAAUAUGUGUAUAUACAACACCAUUUAUAUAUGCGAAUGCGCGUUUAUUUUUAUUUCAAUUAUUUUUACUGUAAAUUUAGCAAGUUUCGGUUUGUUUAUUUUUUGGGCGCCAUGAAAGACCUCUUCUCCCCCGAUGCAGCAACUUUUCCCUUUUUUUUCGUUUGAAUUGAAUGCUCAGAUGUGUAAGCAACAAAAUUUAUAAACCCGCAAUUUUUGUGAUUUUUUUCGCGUUAUUUUCCUUCUCGAGAGAGAGAAAAGUUAUAGUUUGAGUCGAGAAAGCCGCAUCGCAACGUUAUUUUGUUUGUUUCGGGGUUGGAUGCUGGCGGGCCAGAAGUUUGUGUGUUGUAAACUAAAAGAGAAAAAAGAUGGCAAGAACAAAGCAAAGGCAAUUGGUCUCAGUGGUGUUAGGACAGAAGGUAGCGAGUAUCUGAACGGUUGAGAAAGGAACAAUCCAAGUUACAUUAAGAUUGUUUUAACAAAUAUUGCUAUUAAUUGGUGAUUAGUUAUAUUUUUUUUGUAAAUAUUACAAUGUAAAUUAUUUAAACAGAGAGGAAAAAAAACAUCAAAACUGAAACGAAGUGAGUUAGGCUCUUUUCCAAGUGGGAAAGGAACGAGAGUAACUGCAAAUGCGAAAGGCGGCCGAAUUUAUCUCGAGAGAAUCUAUAGUGACCUGACCAUACUUCUCCAAACUCUGAGCAAAACCCCCCGCCGUACGAAAGAGUACGUCAAUGCGCUUAUGAUUAUCAACACAACAAAACAUGUGGGGGGCAAUGGUUCUGGAGUUUCAGGAGACGGGGUUUCACCCUCAGAUCACCGCAUAAAAGGAAUAAUAAAAAGAAAACUAGACUUUAAAAGCAGCAAACAAAUUACAAAAAUUGCGUCUAGAACUGCAAGUACAGUCGUACUAAAACUGGUAACAAUAUGCACACUAAACAAAUUAUAGUGGAUCGGAGAACGCCGCACCACAAAGCCGUUCUCUAGAUUUUAAGCAGAAAUUCUUAAUUUAUACAUAUAUUUUUAAUAGGGUCGACUAAAGUUAAAAUGAACACAAAACAGAAAAGAACUCGGCAAAACUAUCCAGCAGACAUUACAAAUGGGUAAAACAAACAAACAAAUUGUAGCGAAUAGAAUAUGUGCAAAACAAACAAAAAACCUAGGAGAGAACUUUUCGAGUGAACAAACGUAAACAAAUUUUAUUAUUCACUGCGACUUAUUUAUUGAUUGAUUUUUUUUUUAAACUGCGUUUCCUGCCGAGGAAAACUUCUUACCCAGGAAGAUAAAAAAAAUAUACGCUUGUUAGUUUUUCCCCCGUUGCCAAUUGAAUCAUUAUUACAGCACAUGGAAGGUGAAAAGAAUAAAACAAAAAUAUCGAUAAUUUCAGCAAAAAUGCCGCAAAAGGCUAGCAAUUUGCUCGGUCGUUCUUUACAUUUUGUUAGUUGAAUCAUCAUAAAAA
Molecule: messenger RNA, 4047 nt
Organism: Culex pipiens pallens (northern house mosquito)
Lineage: Eukaryota; Metazoa; Arthropoda; Insecta; Diptera; Culicidae
Gene: E2f1
Product: transcription factor E2f1
Exons: 7
Coding region: 462-2558 (698 amino acids)
Biological process (GO): regulation of transcription by RNA polymerase II
Cellular component (GO): RNA polymerase II transcription regulator complex
Molecular function (GO): RNA polymerase II cis-regulatory region sequence-specific DNA binding; DNA-binding transcription factor activity, RNA polymerase II-specific; protein dimerization activity
Source: RefSeq, a predicted model, not a curated record